Messenger RNA from Penicillium lagena, 2712 nucleotides. RefSeq names its product putative glycosyl hydrolase. Gene Ontology annotation, molecular function: hydrolase activity, hydrolyzing O-glycosyl compounds. Bases 1 to 2712 code for a protein of 903 amino acids. The transcript has 2 exons. The record is from RefSeq and is a predicted model, not a curated record. NCBI's taxonomy places the organism in Eukaryota, Fungi, Ascomycota, Eurotiomycetes, Eurotiales, Aspergillaceae. Gene Ontology annotation, biological process: carbohydrate metabolic process.
AUGCGCUUCUUACCUGGGCUGGGAGCCCUGCUUGCUACACUACUCGGUGCUAGCCCAGUACUCAGUGUUGACACAGAGCGAGCCGAUUCAUCUCUUCUUGUUUCCGCCUCUGGUGACAAAGCGAUUAUUCCAGGAUGGAAUCUCCAAUCAAUCACCAAAGUCUCGGACGAUAUGCCCGCUCUUUCGCAACCCGGCGUGGAUGUGUCGUCGUGGUACCGCGUCAGUGCCCGCGGCACGAUCAUGGCCGGCCUCAUUGAGAACGGCGUGUAUAAUGAGACCGAGCUGUGGUUCUCAAAUAACAUGGAGUCCGAAACUGACCGCUCCCUUUUUGAGACCCCUUGGUUUUAUCGGGAAGAAUUUUCAGCAAGCCCCUCUGCUCGGAACUUCUUUCUGUUGAAAACUAACGGAAUCACGUCCAAGGCAGACAUCUACAUGAAUGGACGGAAGGUCGUUUCUAGUGAUCAACAGCAAGGCUCCUACGGAGGUCAUCAAUACAACGUGACCGAGUACAUUCGGAAAGGUAGAAAUUGCCUAUUGAUCCGUGCUUAUCCUACGAACUAUCUGCGCGACUUUGCUAUAGGGUUUGUGGAUUGGAAUCCUUAUCCGUAUGACAAUGGCACCGGCAUUUGGCGUCAUGUGGAGUUAUCGCAGACCGGCCCGGUCUCCAUGUCGCCGAUGCGGGUGCUAACCAAUUUUAUCAAACCCGGGGAGCCUCGUGAGCAAGUUAUAGCAACCGUCCGCACAGACUUAAACAACUGGUCGGCCAAAGAGGUCCAUGUUGUGGUGAACGGCACUAUUACCGAAGAUGGUGGCUCUUCAAUCCCCUUUUCGGGUUCGCUUGUUCUGCAACCUUAUUCAGAUCGCACCUUUUCUCUCGCAGUCCCAAUCAAGAAACCAAAGAUUUGGUGGCCCGCUGAAUGGGGCAGUCAGCCCUUAUAUACAGUCAAUGCGACGACUUAUGUGCAGAAUGAUGGCCUAGCAGUGUCCGAUCGCUCUGGUCCCCAGGAAUUUGGUAUUCGCCGCGUGACUUCCGAUCUUAAUAAGUUCAAUGACACGGCAUUCCGUGUUAAUGGAGCACCUUUUCAAGUCAGGGGAGCUGGCCUUGGAACGGAUAUGUUUAUGCGAUUCGACGAGCAGCGCAUCCGGCGUAUCUUUCAGUAUAUGUUAGACAUGGGCCUUAAUACUGUACGUCUUGAGGGCAAGCAAGAACAGCCAGAGAUGUAUAACCUUGCUGAUCGCAUGGGUAUGAUGAUUCUGGCUGGGUGGGAAUGCUGUGACAAGUGGGAGGGGUGGAAGUACAACGACGAGGCCGACGGUGUGAAAUGGGACGAUAGAGACUAUGUGAUUGCGAAAUCACAAAUGCUCCAUGAGGCGGAGAUGAUGCAAGCGCAUCCGAGCAUGCUGGGAUUCCUGGUAGGAUCCGAUUACUGGCCAGAUGAACGCGCCACCAAGGUAUACCUGGAAGCGCUCGACCAUAUGGACUGGCCCAACCCCAUCAUUGCAUCAGCUGCCAAGCGCGGAUACCCGGAAGCUCUGGGACCGUCCGGCAUGAAAAUGAAUGGGCCAUAUGAUUGGGUGCCUCCCAAUUACUGGUAUGGGACCAAGGAAGGAGCUGCAUUUGGGUUCGGAACUGAGCUUGGUGCUGGAGUCGGUACACCAGAGCUUCAAAGCCUCAAGAGAUUCUUGUCUGAAGAAGACUUGCAAAUGCUUUGGACUGAGCCAGAUGCAGGCUUGUAUCAUAUGUCCAGCAAUGUCUCGCAAUUUUACCAUCGAACUAUCUACAACAAGGCACUCUACUCUCGCUAUGGCAAACCGUCCAGUUUGGAGGACUACUUAAUGAAAUCUCAAAUGGCGGACUACGAAGCCACCAGAGCCGAAUAUGAGGCGUACUCGGCAAACCAAAACGCAACGCGCCCAGCGACGGGGCUAAUCUACUGGAUGCUUAAUGGAGCAUGGCCAAAUCUACACUGGCAGCUGUUUGACUACUAUCUCAGCCCGAUGGGCGCGUAUUUUGGGACAAAAGUUGGGGCCCGCAUGGAGCACGUUGCUUACAAUUAUCAGGACCAUACAGUUUCCCUGAUCAACCACUCCUUGAAACAGAAAGGCAAGCGAGUCAUCGUGGUCGAGCUGAUCGAUAUCAAUGGGAAGAAAAUUACCGGAACGAGGAUGACAGCGAAUACCUCUCCGACCUCAUCGAAGUCGAUUGGAACUGUGACUGGUAUCGACAAGAUUAAAGGUGUUGCAUUCUUGCGUCUAAUCCUUCGUGACCCGAAAAUAAGGCACGAUUUGAGUCGUAAUGUCUACUGGCUAUCUCCUUCAACAGACGUGCUUGCUUGGUCUAAAUCGAACUGGUACUAUACCCCAGUCACGGACUAUGCGGACUACACUACACUGAAUACCUUGACACCUGUCACUGUGAAAGCUUCUCUGGUUGCUGUCAAGUCAAAAACAAAAAAUGGGAUGACGCAGGCCGAGAUUCAGUUGGAAAACAAGGCCAAUGUUCCGGCUGUUUUUGUUAGGGCCAAUGCUAUGGAUUCGUCAACUGGAGCUGAGAUUGCACCGGUGUACUGGUCGGACAACUACGUGACACUUUGGCCAAAAGAGAAGUUACAUCUAACGGUUGCCUUUGAGGGCGACUUGAAGACCACCAUGUUUGAGAUUACGGGCAAGAAUGUGAAGAAAGUGGCUGUGAAAAACACUGGCUCAAAGUGA